UGCCUCUUUCACCAGCAGUUCCCCUCUUCCCAAAAAAGCAUCACCUUGCCAGCUCCCUUCCUCCCGCCAGCUGCCAGGAAAAAAAAAUUAGGGCAAGGACAGGGAGAGAGAGAGCAAAACCAAUGAACUUGUUUCCAGCUUUUCCUUCGGAUCAGCCGUCCAGCAUCGGGAGAAAAAUAUUUGUCCUGUAAAAAAAUCCCCUCUCCGUGCAGGCUCCGAGCCCUUCGUCACUGGGACACAGGCUGGAGACGCGGGCUCAGCUCGGCAGCAGAGGACACCGUGUCACCAUGAGUCCAUUGAGCCAUGGAGGAUGUCCUGAGCCCUGUGGGGGCACCCUGGGUCCCUUGGAGAUGCUCUGGGUCCUGUGGAGAUCUGCCACCCUCCUUCCAGUGCUGCUCCUGGGACACAGGGGCUGCCACAGCCCUGUGCUAGAGUGGCAGGGAUGGAGGUGCUGAGCUGCAGUUGUCACCUCAGGGACCACACAGCAGGUGCCCUGGUAGGUGUGCGACAGACCACAACUCGGACAACACCACGGCGAUGCUGCAGGAGUGGCUGGGGGCGGUGGGGAAGGACUAUCACUCGGUGCACUGGAAGGUGCAGGAGGAGCCCAGCUCCUACCCCGACGAGCUCGGGCCCAAGCACUGGAGCGACAAACGCUAUGAAAACCUGAUGAGGCUGAAGCAGGAAGCGCUCACCUAUGCCCGGGAGCAGCAGGCAGACUACAUCCUGUUUAUGGACACUGACAGCAUCCUGACCAACAACCAGACCCUCAAGUUUCUCAUAGCACAGAACAAGUCAGUGGUGGCCCCCAUGCUGGACUCGCAGACCUUCUACUCCAACUUCUGGUGUGGCAUCACACCCCAGGGCUACUAUCGCCGGACAGCCGACUACUUCCCCACCAAGAACCGGCAGCGGGUGGGCUGCUUCCCUGUCCCCAUGGUCUACGCCACCUUCCUGAUCGACCUGCGGAGGGAGGAGACGUCACAGUUGGCUUUCUACCCACCCCAUCCCAACUACACCUGGGCCUUCGACGACAUCAUUGUCUUUGCCUACUCCUGCCAGGCGGCUGGUGCUGAGGUCCAUGUGUGCAACCAGCACCACUUUGGCUACAUCAAUGUCCCUGUGAAGGCCCACCAGACGCUGGAGGACGAACGUGCCAACUUUGUACAUCUCAUGCUGGAGGCCAUGGUGGAUGGCCCCCCCAUGCAGCGCUCCAGGCACAUUUCCCUCCUCCCCAGGCCACUCACAAAAAUAGGAUUUGAUGAGAUCUUCCUGAUCAACCUGGUGCGGAGGCCGGACCGGCGCCAGCGGAUGCUGGCAUCCCUGCAGGAGCUGGAGAUCCUCCCACGGGUGGUGGAUGCUGUGGAUGGCAGCACCCUCAACAGCAGCGACAUCAAGGUGCUGGGGGUGGACCUGCUCCCUGGGUACUAUGAUCCCUUCUCCGGCCGCACACUCACCAAGGGCGAGGUCGGCUGCUUCCUCAGCCACUACAGUAUCUGGAAGGAGAUCGUGUCCCAGGGGCUGGAGCGGUCGGUGGUCUUCGAGGACGAUGUGCGCUUUGAGGCCGCCUUCCCCGCACGGCUGCAGCGGCUGAUGGACGAGCUGGAGCAGGCACAGCAGGACUGGGACCUCAUCUACCUGGGGAGGAAGCAGGUGAACGACGAGGAUGAGGCGCCUGUGGAGGGUGUGCGGAACCUGGUGGUGGCCGGGUACUCGUACUGGACACUGGCCUACGCCAUCUCCCUUCGUGGGGCACAGAAGCUACUGGCCACCAAGCCCCUCUCCAAAAUGCUGCCAGUGGAUGAAUAUCUGCCCAUCAUGUACGACAAGCACCCCAACGAGGAUUACAAGCGGCACUUCUCCCCCCGGGACUUGCUGGUGUUUUCGGCUCACCCGCUCCUGGUUUAUCCCACCCACUACGCUGGGGACAGCAACUGGCUGAGUGACACUGAGACCUCCACCAUCUGGGAUGAUGACACCAAGAAGACGGACUGGGCUGGCUCGCAGAAGACCCUGCGGGACUCACGGGGCAGCGCCGGCCACCUCCGCUCCACUGGCCACGACGAGCUCUGAUGGGAUGAGGGAUCGUGACCCAGCUGGGAGCACCGUGGGCCUGAUCCUGCCCUCUCCUACUCGAGUGAUGCAGUUGCCCUGGACAGACCCCCACAGGGUUCUUCGAAUCUGACUGUGACAAAUCCAACCUAAGGCAGGAUUUGCCCCAGGAGAGCCUUUCCCUGCCAGGUGGAGUGACCAGCCAAGCGCUGUCUCUGCUGAGCACACGUCUCCAGGAUUGUCCUGAGUGAUGCCAACUCUGCCACCAGCUUGGACUUUGGGGAGUGCUUUUCAGGCUGGGGGCUGGCUCCUACAGUGGCACACGUGGCCUCCUGCUACUGACUGGGUUGUCCCUCGUGCCAUGUCUGGGCUGAAGCCCAGGGAGGAUUAAAGCAGACUGUGAUUGAGCUG
Molecule: messenger RNA, 2463 nt
Organism: Chiroxiphia lanceolata (lance-tailed manakin)
Lineage: Eukaryota; Metazoa; Chordata; Aves; Passeriformes; Pipridae
Gene: CERCAM
Product: cerebral endothelial cell adhesion molecule
Exons: 14
Coding region: 538-2073 (511 amino acids)
Source: RefSeq, a predicted model, not a curated record